UGUCAGAAACAUAUAUAGGAAUCUCAAAGCCGGCAAACACUUUAUACACGUACUCAUCGAGAAAAUAUCAUUGAAUUCAACAACUGAAAGGCAACAUCUAUUGAGAGAGACAGAGUAAAAUCAACAGUUGCGAUUGAGAAAGCAAAUAGUUGACGACACAUUUUUAUAUCGUUCUAAAAUUAAUAGUUGUUAUUGAGCUAUUGUGAAACUCUUAUCACAUUCUCUAUAAUUUUAAAGAAAAAAUAUCGAGCAUUUUUAAUUAUUUAUACCGAUACGCAAAAAAUGGCAAAUAACAGUGUCGCUGUACCUGAUGAUUUGAAAAAGUUGUACGAUCAUGUCGAUGCGAACAAAGUUCGAUACAUUGAAACAUUGCGUGAAGCAGUGGCCAUCAAAUCGGUGUCCGCCUGGCCACAUACUCGAAAUGAAAUUCAAAAAAUGGUUGAUUGGACGGCCGAAAAAUUGAAAGCACUUGGUACUCAAGUGGAAUUAGCCGAAUUGGGAACACAAACACUACCGGACGGUCAAACUCUUCCAUUGCCAAAAGCAAUUUUGGGCGUAUUAGGCAAUGAUCCAGCUAAAAAAACGGUCUGUGUUUAUGGUCAUUUGGAUGUUCAGCCAGCAUUAUUGUCCGAUGGUUGGGAUAGCGAACCAUUCGUUUUGACUGAGAGAGAUGGAAAAUUGUAUGGUCGCGGUGCAUCGGAUGACAAAGGUCCUGUUAUCUGUUGGAUUCAUGCCAUCGAAGGUUUUCAAACGCUUGGAAUUCCCAUUCCAGUCAAUAUUAAAUUUGUGUUCGAAGGAAUGGAAGAGAGCGGCAGCGAAGGUUUGGAUGAAUUGCUAAUGGCAAGGAAAGAUGAUUUCCUUAAAGACGUUGACUAUGUUUGUAUAUCCGAUAAUUACUGGCUCGGAAAAGAUAAACCAUGUAUUACAUACGGUUUGCGUGGUAUUUGUUACUUUGGUGUUGAAGUUCAUUGUGCAAGCAAAGACUUGCACAGUGGCGUAUACGGCGGUGCUGUUCACGAAGGUAUGGCUGAUUUGGUUUAUUUGCUGAACACCUUGGUCGAUAAAAACGGUCGCAUUUUGAUCGAUGGAAUUUACAAAAAUGUUGCACCGCUUCGUGAAAAUGAAAAAGAAACUUAUGAUAAAAUCAGCUUCGAUGUAAAUGAAUAUCGUAAAGAUAUUGGUUGCAAUAAAUUGGCACAUAAUGAAGACAAAACCCAAUUGUUGAUGCAUCGCUGGAGAAAUCCAAGCUUAUCAAUCCAUGGAAUUGAAGGUGCUUUUUAUGAACCAGGUCAAAAAACUGUUAUCCCACGCAAAGUGAUCGGAAAGUUCUCAAUCCGUAUUGUGCCAAAUCAAACAGUGGCCGAUGUUGAACGUGCUGUUUUGGCCCAUUUAAAUGCCAAGUGGGCUGAACGUGGUUCACCAAACACAUUCAAAGCAUAUUUGGCACAUGGUGGUUCACCCUGGGCAGCUGACCCAACUCAUCCACACUACGAAGCUGCUAAACGCGCAACGAAACAUGUUUACAAAGUUGAACCAGACAUGACAUGUGAAGGCGGAAGCAUUCCAGUUACUCUGACUUUACAAGAGACCACCGGCAAAAAUGUCUUAUUACUGCCAGUUGGAUGCGGUGACGAUGGCGCACAUUCACAAAACGAAAAAGUCGACGUUCGUAACUACAUUGAAGGCACUAAAUUGCUUGGAUCGUACCUUUAUGAAGUUGGACAACUCUAAACACAUUCAAUUUCCAAUUUAUUGCAAACAAUGUGAAAAUUCACCUGAAAUGAAAAACACCACAUUUUUGUGUCAAACACAAAAUGUUCAAUGCAUCAUAUAAAACUGUGAAGGACUAUAGAAGAGAAAAAAAUCAUCACUUGAAUUAUUAUUUUAUUUUGCACAAUAAACAAAAAUAUUUUUCCAAAAAUUA
Molecule: messenger RNA, 1924 nt
Organism: Contarinia nasturtii (swede midge)
Lineage: Eukaryota; Metazoa; Arthropoda; Insecta; Diptera; Cecidomyiidae
Gene: Cndp2
Product: cytosolic non-specific dipeptidase
Exons: 6
Coding region: 283-1731 (482 amino acids)
Biological process (GO): proteolysis
Molecular function (GO): metallodipeptidase activity
Source: RefSeq, a predicted model, not a curated record